Molecule: messenger RNA, 312 nt
Organism: Enhydra lutris kenyoni (northern sea otter)
Lineage: Eukaryota; Metazoa; Chordata; Mammalia; Carnivora; Mustelidae
Product: histone H4
Exons: 1
Coding region: 1-312 (103 amino acids)
Biological process (GO): nucleosome assembly
Cellular component (GO): nucleosome
Molecular function (GO): protein heterodimerization activity; DNA binding; structural constituent of chromatin
Source: RefSeq, a predicted model, not a curated record
AUGUCUGGUCGCGGGAAAGGUGGCAAAGGGCUGGGAAAGGGAGGCGCCAAGCGGCACCGGAAAGUCCUCCGGGAUAACAUCCAGGGCAUCACGAAGCCUGCCAUCCGCCGGCUCGCCCGCCGAGGUGGUGUCAAGCGCAUUUCUGGGCUCAUCUAUGAGGAGACCCGGGGAGUCCUAAAAGUCUUUCUGGAGAACGUGAUCCGCGAUGCGGUGACUUACACCGAGCACGCCAAGCGCAAGACGGUCACCGCCAUGGACGUGGUGUACGCGCUGAAACGCCAGGGCCGCACCUUGUACGGCUUCGGCGGCUGA